Messenger RNA from Sphenostylis stenocarpa, 1185 nucleotides. NCBI's taxonomy places the organism in Eukaryota, Viridiplantae, Streptophyta, Magnoliopsida, Fabales, Fabaceae. The record is from the annotation of a GenBank genome assembly.
AUGUCAAAGGAUAAAGACGCUACCGAUCUCUCACGCACCUUCAAAUACCUAUUAGCUACUCAGUUCUUGUCAAGAGGGAUUCCAUUUAUAUUCAAUACAUGGAUUGUAAGGCAUCUCACACAAGAGGACUAUGCGCUGUAUGCAGUGCAGUUUCAUCUGCUGGUCACAUGUAUUUUAUUUCUUAGCCGGGAGGGCUUUCGGCGAGCAUGCUUGCGAAUGGACCUGAAGUGUGAUGGCACUUCAAUGGGAGAUGUUGUGAAGCUAAUGAAAGUAGUGUGGAUGAGUUUCCCACUUGGAAUAUUUAUUACAAUUGUAGUAUGCCUUUUUGUCUUCUGGUGGCAACAAAUAAGUUAUUGUAGUCCACAUGGGCAAGCUAUCUUGAUCAAUGGUUUUGCAUGUAUUUUGGAGCUCUUGGCUGAGCCUGUUUAUAUUCUUUCACAGAGCAUGGUCUUACUCAAAUUAAGGCUGAUGGUUGAGACUAUAGCCACUCUGUUACGGUGCUUGACAAUGUAUUUUCUAAUCAUCAAGCAAACUGGAAUGGAAAAAUCAAUCAUAUUUGCUUUGUCACAGUCUGCAUAUGGAGGCUGCUUGUUUAUUGGUUAUUGGGGCUAUCUUUUGCUGUACCAAAAAUUUAGGGUUUCUUACCUUUUUCCAUUCAGAAAAGGAAAAGUGGUUGAUUUAGACAAGCAGCUGUCUAAGAUGUGUAUACUGUUCACCUUUCAAUCCUUUCGAAAAUUGAUCCUUCAGGAAGGAGAAAAGAUAGUACUUGUAUGGUUGGAUACACCAUAUAAUCAGGCUGUCUAUGGCCUGGUGGACAAAUUGGGUAGCUUAGUGGUGAGACUUGUCUUCUUACCUUUUGAAGAAAGUUCAUAUGCAACAUUUGCAAGGUCUGCUUCAGGACAAUAUGCAGGAAAAAGCAAGAUAUUGGGAAAUGGCUUGAUGGAAUCCCUUAAGUUAGUUUUGUUGAUUGGCCUUGUUUUCAUGGCAUUUGGUCCAAGUUAUUCUUAUUCACUCAUUAGAUUGCUAUAUGGUGAAAAAUGGAGUGAUGGAGAAGCGUCAACUGCCCUCCGCUGUUAUUGCUUUUAUGUCAUUGUUUUGGCCAUGAAUGGUAAAGAGCAAAAGAAGAUUAAACUCUUUCAUAAGCUACAACCAAUGACUGUCCCUUUGGCUUAUGCAAGCAGCUAA